AUGAUGCGGUUACAGUCCCUCAUAGUAUUCCUCAUCACAUUUAAUAUCGUCGCGAGUGAAAUAAAAAAUGUAGGAUGGUGGAAGAAUGCAGUGUUUUAUCAAAUAUAUCCUAGGAGUUUCAAAGAUGCUGACAAUGAUGGGAUUGGUGACCUGAAAGGGAUAACCAGUAAACUAACGCAUUUAAAGGAAACUGGGAUCGAUGCCGUCUGGCUGUCCUCAAUCUACGCUAGCCCUAUGGUAGAUUCCGGUUACGACGUUUCCGAUUUCCGGAAAAUCCAUCCCCAGUACGGAAAUGAAACAGACCUCAUCGAUUUGGUAAAGAGAGCUAAGGAAUUGGGAAUAAAGUUGAUUCUGGAUUUGAUACCCAAUCACACAUCCGAUAAACAUCCUUGGUUCGAAAGAAGCUUAGCAGGUAUUGAGCCAUUCACCAAUUACUACAUCUGGCGUAAUGUUACGAGUGACGGCAAACCUCCAAACAAUUGGCUCAGCGUUUCUGGACAAUCAGCUUGGAAAUGUUUUCCCAUCCGAAAAAAAUGUUACCUCCAUCAAUUUCGUGAAGAAGAACCAGACUUGAAUUACCGGAAUGAGGGAGUCCGCAAAGAAAUGGUGGAAAUUAUGAAGUUCUGGUUGGCUAAAGGCAUAGAUGGCUUCCAUAUCAGUGCAGCUCCUCAUUUAUUCGAAAUCGGGGAUUUCCGAAAUGAACCCCGAACAAACAUUACCGGUGCAACCGACGUGGACUACAGCUACUUGCAACAUAUCUACACUAAAGACCAGCAUGAAACAUAUGAAUUGAUUAGAGAUUGGAAAAAGGUUCUGGAUGAUUACGCGAAUUCUACUAAUACCGAUGAGAAAGUACUAAUGACGGAAGCAUACACCACUCUGAAGAACAGUACAAAGUACUACGACUCUGGCGUUCAAGUUCCAUCCAACUUCUUCUUUAUAACUGAUGUAAACAGCACUUCUUCUCCAGAUAAAUUCAAAAGCAUUAUUGAUGCAUGGCUCAAUGAAACAGCAUCACGAAGCGGAGCAGUUGCCAAUUGGGUGAUGGGUACCCAUGACCAUAGCAGAAUUGCGACAAGAUUCCCAGGUCACAGCGACCAGAUGACAAUGCUUGCAAUGAUAUUACCAGGAGUCGCAGUAAUAUAUUACGGUGAAGAAAUAGGAAUGGUGGAUAAAUCGGAUAUCACCUAUGGAGAUACGCAAGAUCCGAUAGGGCACAUCGCUGGACCAGAUAAUUAUAAAGAGUAUUCACGCGAUCCCAGCAGAACUCCAAUGCAAUGGGAUAAUAGUACAAAUGCUGGAUUCAACAAUGGAACUAAACCUUGGCUCCCCAUACAUCAGAAUUACGUCGAGAUCAACUUGGCUGCUCAGAAAGUUGCGAAUAAUUCUCAUUAUGAUGUCUAUAAUAAAUUGAUCAUGUUGAAGAAGACGAGGAGAGCGAUUAUUUCAGGAACCGUACAAAUUUUCGUAUCAUCUGAUAAGAAAUCUCUGUUGGUUGUGAGAGCUGCGAAGAAUGAGGCUAUUAUCCUAGUGAGCAAUUUGUCUAAGAACGAAACUAUUACUGUGGAUGUGGUGAGCCAUGUAACCUCACUUAAUCCGACAGCUACGGUCGAAGUUGCAACUCUGGAAUCACCGAUCAAACAAGGAUCAUCUGUGAACCUGAGAGCGUUGAAAGUUGCGCCCCAGCAAUCUCUAGUCCUAUCCACGAAGAUGAACUCGACAGAUGAACUUGACUCACACAAACCUCCAUCCAAGGGGGGAAAGAAAAAUGCUAGUGGAACAAUUGCAUUAUCUUCUGUUCUAUGUGUUUCCGUACUACUUACAGCAUUAUUAGAAUUAUCUCACUAGUUUUCAAGAUAGCGCACAUAAUCAUCAUUUUUUGACACUUUGGAACACACUCCAGGAUUUUUUUUAAUAAUAUAUUUUUU
Molecule: messenger RNA, 1928 nt
Organism: Diachasma alloeum
Lineage: Eukaryota; Metazoa; Arthropoda; Insecta; Hymenoptera; Braconidae
Product: maltase 2
Exons: 8
Coding region: 1-1848 (615 amino acids)
Biological process (GO): carbohydrate metabolic process
Source: RefSeq, a predicted model, not a curated record